AUGAAAAAAGACGAAGAACAGAAGAAGAAGAAGAAGAAGAAGAAGCAAACUCAUUGCUCGUGGCAGAGCAAUGAGUUUGUGGAGGAAGAAAUGGAAACGGGAGAGGAGAGGGGGGAGGGGAGAGGGGUGGAAUGGCAGUUAGGUGAGGCGGUGAAGGGGCAUUACAACGCCAAUGGAAGAUCCAUUGAGUGCAGGAGCUCUGCAAGACUCGCCAGCUACAGUUCCUUCGUGGUUGAAUUCGGCAGGUUAUUGGGUGUGGAGGUUGAUGCCUGGAAUCCCCGAGCUUGCCGUCUCAGCAUCUGCUCAGGGGGGGAAUCCCGUUACGACACGGUACAAUGCCAACCUAGAGUGACAUAUUCCCUCUCAUUCUCUCUCAAGGCACAAGCACAGGUUGUCUUGACACACGAUGUACCCCAGCAGUACAGUAUGACGCAUCAAGAAAUCCAUCACGUUGCGCCUAGGAAGCGCUCGACUCCCGACUGGGAAAGCAUCCGGCCCUUGCGCGAUCGAAAUGACGAACAUGACGAACAACAAGGCAGCAGAUAA
Molecule: messenger RNA, 546 nt
Organism: Trichoderma harzianum CBS 226.95
Lineage: Eukaryota; Fungi; Ascomycota; Sordariomycetes; Hypocreales; Hypocreaceae
Exons: 3
Coding region: 1-546 (181 amino acids)
Source: RefSeq, a predicted model, not a curated record